Messenger RNA from Naegleria fowleri, 636 nucleotides. RefSeq lists its product as uncharacterized. The transcript has a single exon. Gene Ontology annotation, molecular function: ATP binding; hydrolase activity; DNA binding. The record is from RefSeq and is a predicted model, not a curated record. The coding region runs from base 1 to 636 and encodes 211 amino acids. NCBI's taxonomy places the organism in Eukaryota, Heterolobosea, Eutetramitea, Acrasida, Naegleriidae.
AUGGAUGAAGAGAGAGAUUUUAUGACAUGGUAUCAAGAUGAGCUUUUAAAGAAGUGCUUGACAUUGAAUUCUCUGAUCGAGCAAGCACAUCAAGUAUUAGAAACAAAUCAAAAUGCCAAACAAUUUUGCUCACAAUUUUUCACAGAUUUAUUUGUUGACGAAUUUCAGGACACUUCUUUCAAGCAGUACGAACUUUUGAAACUUGCAGCCAGUCAUGACCAUUUGAAAAAUAUGACCGUUUUUGGAGAUCAAAAUCAAUCCAUUUAUUCAUUUAUUGGAUCAAAUGGAGUGAAAUUGUUCGAAAAGUUUAAAAAUGAUUUUACAGUUCUUGUGAUGGACAUGGUAACAAAUUAUAGAAGUACCUCUGAAUUGGUCGAUGUUGCGAAUUGUUUCAUGAACACCAGAACACUCAAAAGAUCCUCUGCGCCAACAACACAAAAUGAGAACAGUUGUAUUGUAAAUCAAUUUGACUCUGUUUUACAGGAAAUUCAAUUUAUUACAAACAAAAUUAAGAAUCUAUCAAUGAAUGGAGUGAAUUUGAACAGUAUUUGUGUUUUAUUUCGAAGAGACAAAUUGCGGAAUGAUGUUGCAGAAUCGUUGACAAGAGGGUAUAAAAGUAGCCUCUCCAGAAAAUGA